CAGAAUUUGCCCACAUAAAUACUGAGUAAGACUCUGCUCACUCCUCACUUCUCUGCACUUGGCCCUGAGCUGGACCUGGUCCCCUGAGGGUAGGCAGGGCCAUGAGGGACCUGUUCAUGCUGUGGGUAACCAUGGGAAUAUGCUGUGCUACCUUUGGUGCCUCUGCCUGGUCAGUGAAUAAUUUCCUGAUAACAGGCCCCAAGGCCUAUCUGACCUAUACUACCAGUGUGGCCUUGGGUGCCCAGAGUGGCAUCGAGGAGUGUAAGUUCCAGUUUGCUUGGGAACGCUGGAACUGCCCUGAAAAUGCUCUGCAGCUCUCUACCCACAACAGGCUGAGAAGUGCCACCAGAGAGACUUCCUUCAUUCAUGCCAUCAGCUCUGCCGGAGUCAUGUACACCAUCACCAAGAACUGUAGCAUGGGUGACUUUGAAAACUGUGGCUGUGAUGAGUCAAAAAAUGGAAAAACAGGAGGCCAUGGCUGGAUCUGGGGAGGCUGCAGCGACAAUGUGGAAUUUGGGGAAAGGAUCUCCAAACUCUUUGUGGACAGUUUGGAGAAAGGGAAGGAUGCCAGAGCCCUGAUGAAUCUUCACAACAACAGGGCCGGCAGGCUGGCAGUAAGAGCUACCAUGAAACGGAUCUGCAAAUGCCACGGCAUCUCAGGGAGCUGCAGCAUCCAGACAUGCUGGCUGCAGCUGGCUGACUUCCGGGAGAUGGGAAACUACCUAAAGGCCAAGUAUGACCAGGCACUAAAAAUUGAGAUGGAUAAGCGGCAGCUAAGGGCUGGGAACAGCGCUGAAGGUUGCUGGGCUCCCACUGAGGCCUUCCUUCCUAGUAUAGAAGCUGAGCUGAUCUUUUUAGAGGAAUCUCCAGACUACUGUACUCGCAAUUCCAGCCUGGGCAUCUAUGGCACAGAGGGUCGUGAAUGCCUGCAGAACAGCCACAACACAUCUAAGCGGGAGCAACGCAGCUGUGGGCACCUGUGCACUGAGUGUGGGCUGCAAGUGGAAGAAAGGAGAACUGAAGCUGUGAGCAGCUGUAACUGCAAAUUCCAAUGGUGCUGCACCGUCAAGUGUGACCAGUGUAGGCAUGUGGUCAACAAGUACUACUGCAUGCGCUCCCCGGGCAGUGCUCGGGGCCGGGGAAACAGGAGAUCCUGAUAACACCCCACAUGAACUGAUUUGCUCAGUUGCAUGACAGUGGAGGGUGACACCUCUUCUCUCUUGGAGAGAGUAGACUGGAAAACAAUUGGACAAUCACAGGGAUAUCUGUGGUCCUCGUGAUAUCUGCUACAGAUGGGGAAAUGGAGGUCCAAGAUUAUACAGCAUAUUGACAGAGUUGAUAUUAAAACCUGGGCCUCCUCCUAACUUGGGCAGACCCAAUCUUUCCUGCAA
Messenger RNA from Ictidomys tridecemlineatus (thirteen-lined ground squirrel), 1391 nucleotides. It is a transcript of the gene Wnt8a, whose product is annotated as Wnt family member 8A. Lineage: Eukaryota; Metazoa; Chordata; Mammalia; Rodentia; Sciuridae. Gene Ontology annotation, cellular component: extracellular region. Gene Ontology annotation, biological process: canonical Wnt signaling pathway; cell fate commitment; neuron differentiation. Gene Ontology annotation, molecular function: frizzled binding; cytokine activity. The record is from RefSeq and is a predicted model, not a curated record.